GUCCGGUCUGGUCUUGCGGGGCGGAGGCGGAGGCGGAGCAGGGAAAAGCGCUGGGUUGGGUUGGGGGCUUUGCCUCCCCGGCACGCAAGCGCCCCAUCCGUGUGGUGUGACCCCGCGUUCCCCUCCCCCCAAACCCGGGCUCGCUCGCGCACGCAGCCACCACCCCCACCCCCACCCUGACCGACCGCCUCCUCCCCUUCCUGCGCCUCGCCCUUUUUCUCCCCUACUACUGGCGACUGCACCACUACUGCUGACUGAACCCGCUUCGGCCCUUCCCUUCCCUGCCCCGGCCACCGGCGGCGCCAGGACCGAGGGAGCAAGGGCUAGGGUUCCGGUCUGCUCCUCCGCCGCCGCCCCCGACUCCGUCCUGCUCUGUUCUCCGCCUUGAUCGUGCUGGUGAUUUCUCUCUGGGGUGGAUUGGAUUAGAGGAUGGUUCUCAAGAAGCUGCUUCAACUCUUUGGAGUUGGCAAGAAAAAGAAGAAGAAUUCCAACAAGAAAGGCAAGUCCAUCGACCCUCUUUGGCAAGGUGCUAGUGCUGCUCCACACCCCACUGCAAAUGUCCUUGCAAGUAACAUUCUUUUGGAUCCCUGUUCAAGUGGGGCUGGCAAUGUGCUAUCACUGCAAAAACAUGAGCCUGAAUGUUCAAGUAAUAUCUCAUCAACGAUAAAGGCAGUAGAUGGAUCUGAAGAUGAGGAUCACAAGUUAUUUAACCAAUUUGACGUUGUUCAAGAUUACUCAGACCACCACUAUGCAAAGGCCUCACCAGGGAAGACGAGCAAAGAUUGGACGAAAACAAUCCAAAAUGAAUGGAAGCUUCUACAGAGAGAUCUACCUGGAUCUAUAUAUGUUAGAGUUUAUGAGGACAGGAUUGAUCUGCUAAGGGCUGCUAUUGUCGGGCCUUCUGGAACUCCAUAUCAUGACGGUCUUUUCUUCUUUGAUGUUCGUUUUCCUCCUGAAUACCCACGAUGUCCACCGAAAGUGUACUACCAUUCAGGUGGGCUUCGGCUAAAUCCAAACCUGUAUGAGAGUGGAAAGGUGUGCCUUAGCCUGUUGAACACUUGGUGGGGUUCUGGAUGUGAGAAGUGGAGCAAGUCAAAUUCCACCAUGCUGCAGGUGUUGAUCUCCAUCCAGGGCCUCGUGUUGAAUGAUAAACCAUACUUUAAUGAGCCAGGCUACAAAAACACUGUUAAUACACCUCUUGGUGAAAAGCAUUCCAUGGCAUAUAAUCAGACUGCGUUUGUUCUAUCAUGCAAGACUAUGCUGUAUUCACUUCGUAAGCCUCCUAAGCAUUUUGAGACCCUUGUCGUGCACCAUUUCCACGAGCGGGAGCGAACCAUCCUGGACGCAUGCAGCGCAUACGCGUCGGGCAUUGUCGUCGGAUCAUCGGUCAGGGAUGGCGCCAAGUACGCCUGCGACAAGUGCUUUGCCGGUUUCAAGAAGUCUCUCGAUGCACACACCGAACUUCUCGCAAAGGAGCUGGUUAAGAACAGAGCUCAAGCACUGGAACUGAAGGGAGACACGCCAGCUGCGGAUGAGAUCGCGUCGACCAGCUAGGGAUCUUGGGCCAGUCCUGACCAUUGCCAAAUUCACCUACUUAUGGAGUACUGUAACUCGGAAGAAAAAGGGUGUGUAAAUCACAACCCACACGUUAUGGGGGCACUCUGGGGUGGUGGUAUAACUGUAGAUGAAUUGGUUGUAGUUUAGCACUUGCCGUUUCUGGAAGAUGAAAUUUCGCCACGUUAUAUGUCUACCCCACUUUGUGGUUUUAAAUAUGCUUGGUGCCUGCCAUGUUGGUAGAACCUGCUGCACUAGCUUCAGUA
Messenger RNA from Hordeum vulgare subsp. vulgare (domesticated barley), 1820 nucleotides. RefSeq names its product putative ubiquitin-conjugating enzyme E2 38. Bases 430 to 1554 code for a protein of 374 amino acids. Lineage: Eukaryota; Viridiplantae; Streptophyta; Magnoliopsida; Poales; Poaceae. The transcript has 8 exons. The record is from RefSeq and is a predicted model, not a curated record. Gene Ontology annotation, molecular function: ubiquitin conjugating enzyme activity.